Teleopsis dalmanni is the source of this 1071-nucleotide messenger RNA. RefSeq lists its product as uncharacterized. Gene Ontology annotation, biological process: DNA integration. Bases 1 to 1071 code for a protein of 356 amino acids. Lineage: Eukaryota; Metazoa; Arthropoda; Insecta; Diptera; Diopsidae. The transcript has a single exon. Gene Ontology annotation, molecular function: nucleic acid binding. The record is from RefSeq and is a predicted model, not a curated record.
AUGGCUAUAGUUAGGCAGCGAUUUUGGAUAUUUCAUGCUAGAGGAGUAAUUCGCAAAAUUACUGGUAGUUGUCUACAAUGCUUUAGAUGCCAUUCAAAAUUGAAUAAUCAGAUUGUGGGCGAUUUACCCUCUUCUAGAGUCACCGUAGCGAGGCCAUUCACUGUGACUGGAGUGGACUUUUGCGGCCCUAUUACAACAACGUAUCUACUUCGUGGGUACAGAACAACAAAAAGCUAUAUUGCUGUUUUUAUUUGUUUUGCCACAAAAGCUGUGCAUAUGGAGGUGGUAUCUGAUUUGACUGCAAAGGCUUUCCUGGCUUCAUUAAAAAGAUUUGUAGCUCGACGCGACUUAUGCUUAAAAUUAUUUUGCGACAAUGCCACUAAUUUUGUGGGUACUCGUAAAGAGCUCGAGGAAAUGAAAUGCAAGUUUUUUGAUCAACAAGUACAGGGCAAGAUUUCAAAAUAUUGUACUGCCAAUAGUAUUGAAUUUCAUCAUAUACCACCCAGAUCCCCCCACUUUGGUGGACUAUGGGAAGCGGCUGUAAAAUCAGCAAAAUAUCAUUUGGCUAGAAUAUUGGGUCAAUCGCAUCUUACAUUUGAAGAGCUGGCAACAGUGGUUGCGGAAGUAGAGGCAGUUUUAAAUUCAAGACCUUUGACAACCUUGUCUAACGACCCAAAUGAUGAAAGCGUUCUUACACCGGCACAUUUCUUAACAGGUGGUCCGUUGGUUCGAACUGUGGAACCUACUGUGGAUAGCGAAGAAUGGUCUCAUAAAGAUAGAUGGCUACGAAUUUCGGCCAUACAACAACAUUUUUGGAGAAGGUGGUCGGCGGAGUAUCUUCAUGAACUUCAACAGAAAGUCAAAUGGACUAAGAAGCAGAAGAACCUUAAUGAAGGUGAUAUGGUGUUAAUUGCAGAAGAAAAUUUGCCUUCUAAGCAAUGGCUUAUUGGGAGAGUGCUGAAAGUGACAAGAGAUGCUAAAGGUUGGGUUCGAGUUGCUGAUGUAAAAACAAAGAAUGGAGAGGUUUGCCGAGCAAUCCAUAAAUUGGCAUCUAUUCCAUCUGAAUGUUGA